Molecule: messenger RNA, 2523 nt
Organism: Sceloporus undulatus (fence lizard)
Lineage: Eukaryota; Metazoa; Chordata; Lepidosauria; Squamata; Phrynosomatidae
Exons: 13
Coding region: 92-1801 (569 amino acids)
Biological process (GO): immune response
Cellular component (GO): membrane
Molecular function (GO): receptor ligand activity; tumor necrosis factor receptor binding
Source: RefSeq, a predicted model, not a curated record
GCGAGAGGGCGGCGGGCGGGCCUUGCCUUCCUGCUGCCUGGCUGCUGCUGCUGCUGGGGCUGGGGCUGGUUCUCUUCUUCCUCCGGGAGCGAUGGGGAGGCAUCAGCAUCCUCCUCCUCCUCCUCGUCGCCGUCCCCGUCCGGAGCCCCCUUCGCGGCUGGCGCUGCUGGCGCUGCUGGCGCUGGCCUCGGGCUCGGCGCUGCUGCUGGCCUCGCUCAGCCUCCUCUUGGCCGCCUGGCCCCGAGCCUCCUCCGCCUCCUCCGCCUCCGCCCGGCCCCUGCUGCAGCCCCGACCCGACGGGGCCCUCCUCCUCGGACCCGGGCACCAGGAGCUGCUAUCCGAGGAAGAAGCAGAGGAACUGGGCCCGGUGGCGCUCUCUACUGGCUGGAACAGCCAAGGCAAGUUCCUGCACCAUCUUGCCCAGCAGGGGGCGCUUCGGCAGCGAAGGCAGGCAGCUGGCAAAGGGAAGCGCUCCAGAUCUCGCCGAACCAGCACCGUCUCUGCUGCGCACUACGAAGUACAAAGCACAGAGGGACGAGCUGGGAUCCAGGCAGAUGCAAAUGGGACCAUCCAUGGGUGGGCAGAAGCCAAACUCAACACGACAAGCCCCCUGCGUUAUGACCGGAACCGACGGGAGUUCACCGUGGUCAAGAGGGGGCUCUAUUACCUGUAUUGUCAGGUACAUUUCAACGAAGGGAAGACCAUCUAUAUGAAGCUGGAUGUGAUGCUUGAUGGGGAGCUAGCCUUGCGAUGCUUGGAACAGUUCCCCCCGACCAGCUCUGGACCCCAGGAGCCUGAACUGAAGGUGUGCCAAGUGUCUGGCCUGGUCCUGCUCACGCCCGGAGAGUCCAUCCGGCUCCGGACAAUCCCCAAGGUCCGGCUGAAGGCCGAACGCUACCUCACCUACUUUGGUCUUUUCCAAGUUCAAAGAAUCAUAGAAAGGGAGGACGGGAUGCCAAGAGGUCAUUUAAGCCAAAUCCCUGCCAAUGCAGCAUUUGGCACCUACAAGACCAUGUUAGGUCCAGCUGCGCCUGCACCUCCAUCUCCACCGUCUUCUCCUCCAGGUUUUAUGGCUAAUUUUUGGCGGUCCAUUCAAGCACCUUCUUUCUUGCAUGCCACUUGGGUGGUAGGAGUAGCCCUGGGAAUGGCCUGCCUGCUCACACUGGUCAGCAUCCAGUGCCAGCUGGCCAUGUUGCGAGGAGAGCUGGCGCAGCUGCAAGGAAAACUGGUGGCCAAGACGGGAGAACAGAGGAACUCGCUACUACAACAGAGGCCUGGCGAUUUUCUGGGGCCCCCUGUUUUGAAAUUUAAGUCCCCUGCCCCCCUGGAAAGAAGGAAAAGGGAGGUGACAAGGACGUCGCACGAACAACAACGCCAAUGCAGAAAGCAGUCUGUCCUCCAUUUGACUCCUGCCCGUCAUUCAAGUAAUUAUGAGGAGAGCGAGACAGAAAUCUGGUGGGAACCCUUCCUCCAACAAGGCCGGUCCCUGGAACUGAGCGGCACGGAAGUUGUGGUGAAGCACACGGGGCUUUACUUUGUUUACAGUCAGGUCUUGUUCCAUGACCCCGCUUUUACAAUGGGGCAGGUGUUGCGGAGGCUGGCUGUGGGGCGGCCAGAUCAAAUCUUGUUCCGCUGUGUCCAAAGCAUGCCUGCGCACCCAGGAAAAGCGUACAACAGUUGCUACAGUGGAGGGAUCUUCCACUUGCAGCAUGGAGACCGCUUGACCCUGCGCAUCCCACGAUUCAAUGCCACUUUUGAUGCCAGUGCCCACGGGACAUUCUUGGGGCUGCUGGGCUUAUAGGGCCUGCCUGCUGGGUCUCUCCAAAUACGAAUGACGUUGGGGCCAUAAUGUUAGAGCAGGGCUGAGGAUACCGCUGGAAAACGGAGACCCAGUUCCUGAAAGGACAUCAACGGAAGAACUGAAGUGCAGUUUCUCCCAAGUAUUUUUGUGUGGAACUGAUGGAACUGAGAUGGAACCACGAUAAGUGGAAGAUGAGGUCCGGAAUCUGUAUGUUGCUGUAUAGGGGAGCCUAGAUUUUCAACAGAAAACAACACAAAGCUUUGGACUCCACAGGGAUCUCUUAUCCACGUUUUUCAAGAUCUUAGCAUAAUUUCUUAUGCAUAAGCAGUCUUUUUCUGCAAGUGAGCAUAAGAGACUCAGCUUGAUCUUUGUAUUCAACAAGAACACCACAUUUCAAAUGAGCUGAUUCUCCUCCUGUCUGCUGUCCUUACUGUCCAGCUUUUGCAACCAUUCAUCGAGACUGGAAUUCCAUUUCCCAACCACUGCACUUGCCCACCUCAGUAUAAAAGGUGCCUAUUCUUCAGCCUUUUCUACCAGAGAGAUUGUCUGCGAUCUGAAUCAAUGGAUCGAUUUGACAACGGAGCGUGGUUCACUCUACAUAUGCCUCGAUUGCAUUUCCCCCCUGUAACAUAACCCACUUGUGGUUCACAUUCAUGAAUGAAUUGAUUCAAAAUGGACCAGCUCCAGCCGGCCAAAGGGCAAAUUUAAAUCAAUUUCGAUCU